AUCAUGGAAGGUGUUUUCAAAGUAAAUGAGCGUUUCCGCUAUUUAUUUUUAAUGUAUGAGAUCAACACAACAUUGGGGUCAUGGAAGUUAUUAUGCUUCUGUCAAUUCAUGACGCGUUAUUUUUGAGUCUUUUAACAUCAAACACUGUCAGUAAUUACUUUGUUUUAGGUGCUGUGCAACUGACUGGUGGAACUAAUCGUUUUAAUGGGCGAGUACAAGCUUUUGAAAACGGAAAAUGGUAUAACCUAUGCAAUGAUAACUGGACAAACAAAAAUUUGGAAGUGACAUGCCGGCAACUUGGAACAAGCGGAAAAGAAAACGGAAACGAAGCUAACCCUAAUGCUUAUUAUUUUACUGUGGACUUCCAAUGUGGAGGCACUGAAGAAUAUCUUUUCAAAUGCACGUACAGCAAUUAUCGUUCAUGCUCAUCUAACGCAAUAGUCGUGGUGACAUGUGUAAUUCCAGUAUCCCCUCGAAAUGGAAGGUGUGAUAUAGACUUACAAGAGACCUGUGGUACCACAUUGACCUGUCAGGAUGUUAAUGGAUUCGGGAGAUGUAUCUGUGGUAAUGAUUCAUUCUGGGACGAAAACACAAACAAAUGUGAAAAGAGUAAGUAUAUUGUACAUAGCACCAUCAAAGUGUAUGUUCCUAAUUUGAACGCCAAACAAAUAUAUAUUUAACAGCGUAAACACAA
This is a messenger RNA of Mizuhopecten yessoensis (Yesso scallop), 694 nucleotides long. Its product is annotated as deleted in malignant brain tumors 1 protein-like. NCBI's taxonomy places the organism in Eukaryota, Metazoa, Mollusca, Bivalvia, Pectinida, Pectinidae. Bases 81 to 680 code for a protein of 199 amino acids. The record is from RefSeq and is a predicted model, not a curated record. Gene Ontology annotation, cellular component: membrane. The transcript has 3 exons.